This is a messenger RNA of Psilocybe cubensis, 381 nucleotides long. RefSeq lists its product as uncharacterized. NCBI's taxonomy places the organism in Eukaryota, Fungi, Basidiomycota, Agaricomycetes, Agaricales, Agrocybaceae. The record is from RefSeq and is a predicted model, not a curated record. The coding region runs from base 1 to 381 and encodes 126 amino acids. The transcript is spliced from 2 exons.
AUGAUGGAUCCAAUCAUAGUCGCAAAUAGCUUUGUAUUCUGCAAGAGGCAUGGCGACGAGUACUGUCACCUUUGCACUUAUGACCAUCGAUUCACAAACAACUAUCAAAUCCAAGACGACCCCGCCCUUGCAGAUUUAAUCGAGAAUGGAUAUGAUUUAGAUAAUCGCCAACCCAUCAACAUUUACGACCUUGGUGGUGUUGCUGUAGGCAGGAGAAGCGAGGCGACCGAGUCAGACUGUAAAUGCAGAAAGCAUGGCACCAUCGAUUGCAAUACGUGUUUUAACUGGGUAGAGUACAUCAAAAACGGGGCCAAGGAGGCCGAAAGCCAGGAGAAAUGGUUGAACAAAAGGGAGAAGUACUACAAAAACAGGAAUGACUAA